Molecule: messenger RNA, 3424 nt
Organism: Patiria miniata (bat star)
Lineage: Eukaryota; Metazoa; Echinodermata; Asteroidea; Valvatida; Asterinidae
Product: liprin-beta-1-like
Exons: 23
Coding region: 187-3162 (991 amino acids)
Biological process (GO): neuromuscular junction development
Cellular component (GO): presynaptic active zone
Molecular function (GO): protein binding
Source: RefSeq, a predicted model, not a curated record
GAUAUUUCUUCUAUUGACAUGAAUGAGGCCACGAUUUCCGACAAGUGACGGGCAAGACUGUGCAAGAAUGCGAUGAGAAUCCCCAUUUGUCAAUGUUUUGACCGAUUGACCCUCAGUAACAACAAACGGAAUUGAGACGUAAUCUUUAUUUUUGCCGGUGGAAGUGAUUUGGUCCGUGGCAGCGCCAUGACGAGCACGUCGACGCUCGCCACUGAUGCCACCCAGAUGCUGGCUGCAGCCCUGGAACAGAUGGAUGACAUUAUCGCUGGCACGAGGUACCAGUCCUCGGAGACGUCCAGCCUGCACAAUGGCACCAUGGACUCCCACAACGCCAACUUUGCCUCCUCGCUGUCUGUCAACCACUUCGGCAUCGCCCAGCUGGCGGACGAGCUGAAACACUCCGUGGAGUUGGCCAAGGACCAAGGGGAGGCAGGGAUCUCGCGGGAGGGCGUGCCGGAGAACACGCGGCGGGUGCUCGUACAAUGGCUGCAGGGCAACUCAGUACAGGUGAAUGGACAACCCCCGGUAUCCCCGGACCAGGUCCAGCGUCUGGAGAGCGACAAAGAGUCCCUCCUGCUGCAGAUCAGCGUCCUGAAUGACCAGGUGGAGGCUCAAUCUGAGGCCAUCCAGGAAAUGGAAAGGGGACUGGUGGAGGAGACAAGCAAGCUGGCCAAAGCGGAAGCCAUGCUGCAAGAGGAGAUGACGGCGAGAGCGGAACUAGAAGCUGCCAAGCUGAACCAGAUGACAGACCUGUCCAAUCUGAGGAUUCGGCUGAGCUCGGCAGACAACGAUCUCAGUAGCUACAAGGACAGGGCUUUGAAAGCAGAGAGCCUGUUUGAAGAGAAGCAAAUGGAGUCUUCGGAGUUGUCUUUGAAAUAUCAACAGAGCCAGAGCAAAAUUUCCGAGUUGCAGGCAGAAUCCAACAGCUGGCAGGAGAAAUACAUGCAGGGACAGGCCGAGAAUGAGCGACUCUACAUGUCUAAGACCAAGGAAUCAGACUAUGCCAUUGAGAUUGAGAAGCUGAAGAGAGCUGUGGAGUCCCUCCUGGCUGCAAACCAUGAGAAGGACAGAAAGAUUGACGAUUUAAAGAAGAGCAUCGCUCGGCACCAGAAGGUGCAGGAACUCAUGAUGGGCGCCCAGGGACGAAAACUUGACGUCAACUCAUUGGAGGACGAGGCGAUUCGAUCCGACAGCUUCUCCACGAGUAGCUCCGUGGGUCUGGCUGAUACGGAAGAAAGCCCCAGCAUCAAAGAUAGACAACCGGAGACUCCUACUGAUUCAGUGAGCGCUUCAACCACCCCCGAAGUUGAAGUCGCCCUCAGAGUGGACUCGCCUGUCACCACACCGACGGAUGGGAGUGCUGACGCUGGCAGGAGCGAACCAUUAUCGCAGCGGGGGCCGUCGGAUGACAGGAAGAAUUUCCAGAAGAGGAAGUCGGCGAGCUUGGAGGAUAUCAAACCAGGAGCGUUGGCUUUUACGAACGAUUCCGAUUCGGCAGUCCACCAGCAGGGCUACAGCACCCUCCCCUCCCCCCGCAACAAGACCCGGGAGUUCCAGUUCGCCCAGCCGGCCGCCCCUCCCCCGAUCAACGCCCAGCCACCCACCCACGCUGCCACCCUACAAGGUAGCCCAGACACUAGGCAAGGCCGUAAGGACCGGUCCGGGUCCUUCGGUCGGGGGCUGUUUAAAGUCCGGGGCUCUAAGAAGACCUCCAGCGCACCUAACUUGGCUUCCACAGAAUCGGACGGAGAGGACAUCGUCCGACGGAACAGGAAGGUGAACUUUGCCGACUGCCCAUCGCACUUAACCCCGCCCACCGAGAGGAGGAAAAAGAAAGUGGGCAUCAAGAAACUGUUUGGAAAGUUGAAGAGAAGCAACUCUGCAUCCUUAACCUUUGAGGAGGAUGAUGACGAUGCGCCAGUGGAGUUCCGUCGUGGUGGGCGUUUCAGGGCGACGGCUGGUCCGAGACUUGGCUUGCCUGGGCUUCGUGUAAAUAGAGAUAUCGACGCCCCUUUCGCCAAGUGGGAGGGUGACCAGGUAGCGGCCUGGUUGCAUGAGAUGGGAUUGAGCCAGUACAUGUCCAUGUGUCGCGUCUGGGUCAAGAACGGAGCCACGCUCCUCAAAGCAUCGCCCCUGGACCUUGAGAGGGAAUUGGGAGUCAAGAACGUCCUCCAUCGCAAGAAGCUCCAGUUAGCCAUUCAGGCCAUGGGCUCGGAAGAAGAGGACCGAUUCAGCACGCUGGACUACCACUGGGUGACCAGAUGGCUGGACGACGUGGGUCUACCUCAGUACAAGGAUGCCUUCAAUGAAGCCAGGAUUGAUGGGAGAAUGCUGCACUACCUGACUGUGGAUGACCUUCUUUUGAUGCGGGUUACUAGCGGCAUGCACCAUGUCAGUAUUAUGCGGGGAAUCCAGUGCCUAAGGCUGUACAACUUCCAGCCCAAUUGCCUCCGACGUCGACCGACAGACGAAAAUUGGUUUACUGAGGUUAAAACAAUGCCCCCUUGGAGUUCAGAAUUGCCUUACGAAGCAGGACGUGAGGUCCUGCUAUGGACAAACCACAGGGUCAUGGAAUGGUUACGGACGGUGGACCUGUCAGAGUACGCGCCAAACCUCAGGGGCAGUGGCAUCCACGGAGCCCUUAUGGUCUUGGAGCCCCGUUUCACCGCAGAGACCCUAGCCACCACCCUCUGCAUCCCUAAUGCCAAGUCCCUCCUCAGGAGACACCUCAGCACUCACUUUGUCUCUCUGGUGGGCAGUGAGAUCCAAGCACAGAAACGAGAAACGGAAAAAGCGUCCAACUAUGUACCACUCAGCGCACUCUCCAAAGUCAAGCCGAAAAAGCGCCCCUUUGGUGGUCGCCCAAAGAAAAAGGGCAUGGAAGAGGACGACUAUGUGUGCCCCAUGAACAUUGAGGUACCCCCAGGGCUGCAGGGGUUGAGGGAAGGGGUACAGAAUGGGACCAAAAUGCCCCCUAGCUACCGGGUGGAGGUACGGAGCGCCGGGAAGGUUCACAAGCAGGAAGAUGAGACCAGUGCGAGUUCCCCUGACUCGGCUGAUGGGACCCCACCCAGUCAGAUCGGAGUCUACUCGGAAGAAAUUAAUACCCUCACGAACAUGUUGAAUGAUGACCCAGCUGAAAAUGGCGGCACUACUGUAUGAACAACGCAUCAGGGAACAAAAGUAACAGAAUUUCAACAGGACUCUACAAACUUGGGCUUCCAAAACUAAAACACGGGCAUUUGUACAUCGGCGAUAUUCGCGCAGAUUCGGCGAUUAAUUAUGCAAAACAGGACUGUGUCUCGACCUUCAGAUUCAUUUAGCGAGCACCUUUUAUUGGGUCUUCGGUAACCCGUUGUUGUUUUUCAAAACCAUGACAGACUAAUUGACCAGUCAACACCUAGUCCUCAUUUCUGAUCGAAAU